GGCCAUGAUCUGCCACAUUAGUGGGCUGGGCCUGACCUGGCCCGGCCCACUCUAGAGAAUGGGCGGGCUACACGUGAAUUACAUGACCGAGUGACACAUAAUACAGCCGAAAGAAGAAAUGGGUCGGACGCCGACUGGACUGUCCUGUUCCGAAGUCUGACAGUGUCGCAGCAAAGUUUUCUUCGUUUGUCCGGCAGCGAAGCGCAAAGGACAGCCAUUGAAGCGCAGACGACCUCGACCUCAACCCGAGAGCCCUCACUAAUCAUCACCAUGAGCACCAAUUAUCCUCCCCCACCGCACCAGAGCCUUAACCCGUUCGGUUUUCUGGUCUCCGUUUCGCCCUUCCCUUUGGCCUGAUCCCGUCGGUUAGCAUUUCUCUAUCCAUCUCUCUCUCUCUCAUCGGUCUUCGGUCAUUUUUUAAUCGCCUGGUCAUUGGAAGGAAUAUAUGCUGGAAUUUGUGUUUCCUUCCAAUUGGCUGAACUUGGAGUUCACUCCUACCCUUUGGGUGCUGCUGAAAAUCUCUCGGAAGAGGGAGCAAAAGGUCUCCUCCUUUUAGGCGAAGCUCCGGUCAACUGGGUGUCUCAAGAAUGCCCCUCGGCUGACGCGGGCUUUAUCUCCUGGUGUCUCCAGCCUUGCAUUCGACGUCACUACUGCUCUCUUAUCUCGGUCAUCUCCUGGGGUCGAAUCUUUUCUACUUUCGAAGAAUUGCGUCUGACGAAGACUUGAUAAUAUGGCCUCUGCAUAUGGCUUUGCUUCUCCCACGAAAUUGAGGUUUUUGCCUUUGCCUUCCUUUUCGCAUCAACCGGCUGCGAAUCAGCUUUUUCCGACAUGUAAGCGGAAUUGCGCCGUGGCUUGUUAUCUGAGAAUGCCGUCGAGAAUUCGCGGCCGUAAAAAUCACCCCUUUUUCACCGCUGGACCGAGGAGGUUCCCCAGAUUCUCGCUGAGCAAGUCUCUGGAAUUGGAGGAAUUCGUGACGAGCGACGAUGAAGAUGAAAUGGGCGAUGGGUUCUUCGAGGCGAUCGAGGAAUUGGAGCGGAUGACGAGGGAGCCGUCUGAUGUUCUCGAGGAGAUGAAUGACCGUCUCUCGGCGCGGGAAUUGCAGUUAGUGCUUGUGUACUUCUCUCAAGAGGGGAGGGACUCGUGGUGUGCGCUCGAGGUUUUUGAGUGGUUGAAGAAGGAGAAUAGGGUUGAUAAGGAGACCAUGGAGCUCAUGGUUGCGCUAAUGUGCGGUUGGAUGAAGAAGUUGAUCGAAGGAGCGCAUGAUGUCGGUGAUGUGGUCAACCUCCUGGUCGACAUGGACUGUGUCGGCUUAAAGCCUAGCUUUAGCAUGAUUGAGAAGGUGAUUUCAUUGUAUUGGGAGGUCGCAAAGAAGGACGAGGCAAUUCUGUUCGUCAAGGAAGUGUUGAGGCGUGGCAUUGCUUAUUCAGAUAAUGAUGGUGAGGGUCAUAAAGGAGGCCCAACUGGGUAUCUGGCUUGGAAGAUGAUGGUUGAUGGCAAGUACAGGGAUGCUGUCAAAUUGGUGAUACAUCUCAGAGAAUCAGGGCUAAGGCCAGAGGUUUACAGCUACCUCAUUGCAAUGACUGCUGUUGUUAAAGAGCUAAAUGAAUUUGCUAAAGCCUUGCGCAGGCUGAAAGGACUUGCUAAGGAUGGUUUGAUAGCUAAUCUUGAUGUUGAAAACGUUGUGCUAAUUGAUAAAUAUCAGUCAGAUCUCCUGGCUGAUGGCGUCUGCUUAUCCAAAUGGGUCAUAGAAGAGGGAGGCUCCUCUCUUCAUGGAGUGGUUCAUGAGAGGCUUCUUGCCAUGUAUAUAUGUGCUGGUCAUGGCCUUGAAGCAGAAAGACAACUUUGGGAAAUGAAGCUUGUGGGUAAGGAAGCUGAUAGUGACCUUCAUGACAUUGUUUUAGCUAUCUGUGCUUCCCAGAAGGAGGUCAAUGCUAUAGGACGCUUGCUUACUAGACAGACUGCUAGUUCAAUGCGGAAGAAAAGAACCUUCUCAUGGUUGUUGAGAGGUUAUAUUAAAGGUGGACACUUUGAUGACGCUGCUGAUGCUCUAAUUAAAAUGCUUGACUUGGGUGUGUAUCCAGACUAUUUGGAUCGGGCAGCUGUGCUGCAGGGCUUGAGAAGUAGAAUUCAACAAUCAGGAGAUGUGGGUGCUUAUCUCAAGCUUUGCAAAUGCCUUUCCGAUGCCAAUUUGAUUGGACCUUGUCUGGUUUAUGUCUAUGUUAAGAAACAUAAGCUUUGGAUCGUGCGGAUGCUUUAAAUGGUUCAGAUAAAGAGCUCAGAGACUCCUAUAUAUCACUUUAUGUUUGGGGUCAAUGACUUCUUAAGAUACAGCGCUACAUGCAAGUUGUUUAGCCACGGUUUCUCGAUUUGUAAAUUUUGUACAAUGUAUCAGUGUCCUUGGUUACGAAAUGAACGCAUUUUCUACACGGUGGUGUCUGUAAACAUGAGGAAUUGUUCGGUAUAUAUUUUGUCUAAUACAUAAAUACAUGAGCUACGACCUACAGGUAUAUUUUAGCAUUA
Molecule: messenger RNA, 2520 nt
Organism: Eucalyptus grandis
Lineage: Eukaryota; Viridiplantae; Streptophyta; Magnoliopsida; Myrtales; Myrtaceae
Product: pentatricopeptide repeat-containing protein At2g30100, chloroplastic
Molecular function (GO): protein binding
Source: RefSeq, a predicted model, not a curated record